GCCGACUUUUCAUAAAGGAAUUGUUAAAGUCUUCAUAAAGGAAUUUUUAAAGUAUUCAAUACGGAGUCACAUCUUGGAAUUUCGUUACAUUCCCAAACACAAACAGGAUCCUGUGGCUUUAAAUUCCCCCAGCGUGUAGUGGUGAAGAGGGAAGUGGGUGUGGGGGAGGAGGGGGAGCGCGCUAACUGUACUCUCUGAUAUAAACACUGCAGCCAGCACGCAGGAGAGAUCUCUGUACAAUGGGCGUGAAACUGUACUACACCACCGUGACCGCUUCGAGAGAGGUGAAAUCGCAGCAGGCUGAAGUCAUGCGCAUUUUAGAGAGUAAGAACAUCCAGUAUGAACUGAUUGACAUUUCUGUGGGUGGAGACGUCCGGAAUGAGAUGAGAACCAAGUCGGGUAACCCUACAGCUGCCCCUCCCCAGAUUUUCAAUGACGAUGAGUACUGUGGGGAUUAUGAAAUGUUUUCCGAGGCAGUAGAAGCAGAUACAGUGGAGAAGUUUCUCAAGAUUGCAUGAGAUUCCUACCUUGUAGCAUCAACGCCUUUUUUCCGCCGCUUUGCUGGACCAUGAGUUGUAAAAGGGAAGCCCUGCCUUGUGUCCUUUGCCCAAUGAUGAUGUCUACUGCUCUUUAUAGCUAUGCCAUUUUAAUAUGCCAAACACAUAUUCCUUUCUGCCAUGCAGUGACCUAAAAGCACAGAGUAGUCUGCUGGAUUUACCUGAAUUCUUUUUCACCUGGUUGAUUUCAUGAUUUCAGUAUUUCAUUUGUGCAUGAAUCAGCGUUCUCACUGAUUUUCUUUUUUUUUUUUUAUUCUGAAUGUAAUUAUUUAAUUUUACAUGCCUGGAAUUUCUUGAUUGCAAUCAGUAUAUACUUCAUCUAAAACUAAGCUGCACUCAAACACAACAUAAAACCUGAUCUCCUGUGGACCAAAAAAUAAUAAUCUAGCACUUAUCUAUAUAUAUAUUUUUUUUUAUCUGUUUGUCUUUACAGCUGCUUGUCUUAUCUUGACAACUAUGUUGAUGUGAUUAAUGGUCAGCAUGUCGUUACUUAAAAAAACGUGGCUGUUUUUGCUGUUGGAGCAGGUGAAUAAGACCACCAACUGAUCUGAACACAAUAUUUCAUGGCUCUGUAUAUGUGGCAAACGAAUGUUACUAAGGUUCAUCGAAUGAAAGCAUUCCCCUAUACUUAAUUGUGCCAAUAAAUGUCCCUGAAAAUGCAGUUUCCACAUUAAUACAGUCUUCUCUUCUGAAACACAAGCUUUGAUGUGGUUAGCUCUUGCUUUCCAGACAAGCCUCAUCUACAAAUGUACUUUUAAAGUGAGAAAUAAUUGACCUUAUAGUUUCCUGUACCCUUUAGUGUCGGAGAAUUUUAAUAAUGCACCAAAUGUCUGUGUCCACAGUAAACUUCUUUAUCUUUUAGCAGCACACUAGUUGACAUCUUUCAUAGAACAGCCUUACAUUAAUCAGAAUAUUUUCCACUUUAUCUACUCUCUAAUUGUAAAAAUGGUCUGCUAUCUUGCAUAUCUAUUUCAGAGCAAGCAUUCAUUCGUUCGUUCAUUUUCAGUAACCACUUACGGUGUAGUGGAUCCAUGACAGGUAAACGCAGCCGAUCAACCUACCUGCAUGUUUCUGAACACAUCAUAUGCAACUCAGACCAUAACCAGCUGUGCUGCCCAGAAAAACAUCUCUCUGUUUAUAACAAACAGGCUUUGUAUGAACAAUCUUUGUCCCUAGCUAUAGCAUUUAUUACUUUGGGUACUAAUAAAGAGCCUGCACCUUAUGAUCAAAAUAGACUUUGCAGACUAGAAAUGCACUUGGGUACAGCAGGGUGAGAUCAUUCCAUGCUUUAAAUAGCAACAGUAGUAUUUUAUAAUCGAUGCAACAUUAUACUGGUAGCCAAUGUAGAGUUAUACGUCAUAUAGAUUGGAACCAGAGCUCAGGUAGGAGCUGAGAGAUGGUAGUGCUGCUCACUCUGCCACCAUGCCAACUUUCAACUGAACGUACUUAACCAAAAAGAAAUUAAGUAAAAUAAUCCAAGUGAUGGAGUUAAUAUUAUAUUUGAUUAUAAUGAUAAAAGUUAAUUCGGGAAAUGUGCCACAUUUUCAAUCUCAUCCAAAAAGUAGUGCUUUACAUUGCCAGACCUGUGGACACCUAAUGCAACUGAGCUGUUACUUAACCACUUGUGAAGUGUCUCAGGUACAUCAUACAGCAUACAAUCAUGUAACAAGAACAGAGAUUAACAAACACAUUGGCCUUUCUUAUAAUGACUGUAUCUGUGUAUUCUGUAGUCUUGAAUUGAAAUAAAACUUAACUUUCAACGAUUAA
Silurus meridionalis is the source of this 2324-nucleotide messenger RNA. It is a transcript of the gene sh3bgrl3, whose product is annotated as SH3 domain binding glutamate-rich protein like 3. The record is from RefSeq and is a predicted model, not a curated record. Gene Ontology annotation, cellular component: cytoplasm. The transcript has 3 exons. The coding region runs from base 240 to 518 and encodes 92 amino acids. Lineage: Eukaryota; Metazoa; Chordata; Actinopteri; Siluriformes; Siluridae.